GACGAAGUUACCCUUUGCCAAACAAACAUGGCGGAAAGAGAAGUGGAUACUAGCAAUGGCGCUAGCGGGUCAGCGGAUAAUUGUAUUGAUUUAGGGGGUACUGUGUCACUGACAGCACCUGAAGAUGAGAGGUCGGAGAGUCCUGCAGCUCAGUAUGACCAGGACCUCAAAAGCGUCCUGGUCACCAGCGUUUUAAACCUAGAGGAGCUCGACGUGGACCUGUACAGAGGGACACACCACUGGGUGCCCCGCAGUCAGCGUUUGUUUGGGGGUCAAAUAGUCGGUCAGGCCCUUGUAGCUGCCGCCAAAUCUGUCAACGAUAAUCUGUAUGCCCAUUCUCUCCACUGCUACUUUGUACGAGCAGGGGAUCCUAAGGUUCCAGUGCUGUACCAGGUGGAGCGCACAAGAGAUGGGCGCAGUUUCACAGUACGCUCUGUGAAGGCCAUCCAGCAUGGACAGCCUAUACUGAUCUGCCAGGCGUCCUUCCACAUGCUGCAGCAGAGCCCCCUGCAGCACCAGUUCACCAUGCCGGUGGUCCCUCAGCCUGAAGACCUCCUCACUAUAGAGGAGCUUAUUCACCUUUAUCUCAGCAAACCAGACCUAGCAGAGAAUGCAAAACGAGGCCUCAACAAACUGCUGGCUAAUGAGGUCCCCAUUGAGAUAAAGCCAGUCAACCCACCACACUUUUACAGACUCGCUGCAUCCGAGCCGAAGCAGCUGUUCUGGGUGCGAGCACGAGGAUAUAUUGGUGAAGGCAACAUGAAGCUGCAUUGCUGCGUUGCUGCUUACGUGUCAGACUAUGCAUUCCUGGGCACCGCGCUGCUGCCGUACCCCGACUACAGGGCCAUGUUCUCGGCCUCCUUAGACCACGCCAUGUGGUUCCACAGCACGUUCCGCAGCGAUGAGUGGAUGUUGUAUGAGUGCGAGAGCCCAUGGGCAGGGGGAAGCAGGGGACUGGUUCAAGGCCGACUGUGGAGGAGAGACGGGGUGCUGGCUGCCUCGUGUUCCCAGGAGGGUGUCCUGAGAGUGAAACCUGUCACACAGCCCAGCAAACUAUAGGCACCUUCCUCAGAUUGUUUCUACUGUUUAAUUUAUUUGUAAUCCUAAUAAUAUACAUUUCCUUUGAAUUAAUGAUUGUUUCAUUCUGAACAUGCAGAAAUGAAUUUUAUUUCCAGUCAAUAAAGAAUAUAAAUGUUA
Messenger RNA from Morone saxatilis (striped sea-bass), 1197 nucleotides. It is a transcript of the gene acot8, whose product is annotated as acyl-CoA thioesterase 8. The coding region runs from base 28 to 1059 and encodes 343 amino acids. Gene Ontology annotation, molecular function: fatty acyl-CoA hydrolase activity. Gene Ontology annotation, cellular component: peroxisomal matrix. The transcript is spliced from 6 exons. The record is from RefSeq and is a predicted model, not a curated record. Gene Ontology annotation, biological process: acyl-CoA metabolic process; fatty acid catabolic process. Lineage: Eukaryota; Metazoa; Chordata; Actinopteri; Moronidae.